UCGCACGGGCCGUCGUCGCCGUCGCAGUCGCAUCUCCACGGUCAUGCGAAUCGGCGCGAUCUUUUCAAGCAGUCUGCCACGGCAGCAGCAGCAGCAAAAAGGCGGGGAGUCGUAGCAGCUAUAUCCAAGGACAGGCGGGGGGCGCUGUCACCUCAACAAGAGGAGGGGCGGGUGGACGAGUGGAAGGUCGAGUGGACGUGGAGGAGGCGGUUAAGACGCUCAUGUUUGAAGGGUGAGCGAUGGUUGAAGAUUGAGUGGCGGUUUGGGGCACCUUACACGGAGGAGGGGCGGGUGGACGUGGAGGAGGCGGUGGAGGAGGAGGGGCGAGUGGAGUGGAGGAGGCGGUUAAAACGCUCAAGGGCAUUCGAGUUCGAGUCACCUCUGAAAGAGGCGGGGCAGGUGGGCGAGGCGGGGCAGGUGGGCGAGGCGGGGCAGGUGGGCGAGGCGGGGCAGGUGGGCGAGGCGGGGCAGGUGGGCGAGGCGGGGCAGGUGGGCGAGGCGGGGCAGGUGGGCGAGGCGGGGCAGGUGGGCGAGGCGGGGCAGGUGGGCGAGGCGGGGCAGGUGGGCGAGGCGGGGCAGGUGGGCGAGGCGGGGCAGGUGGACGAGGCGGGGCAGGUGGGCGAGGCGGGGCAGGUGGGCGAGGCGGGGCAGGUGGGCGAGGCGGGGCAGGUGGGCGAGGCGGGGCAGGUGGGCGAGGCGGGGCAGGUGGGCGAGGCGGGGCAGGUGGGCGAGGCGGGGCAGGUGGGCGAGGCGGGGCAGGUGGGCGAGGCGGGGCAGGUGGGCGAGGCGGGGCAGGUGGGCGAGGCGGGGCAGGUGGGCGAGGCGGGGCAGGUGGGCGAGGCGGGGCAGGUGGGCGAGGCGGGGCAGGUGGGCGAGGCGGGGCAGGUGGGCGAGGCGGGGCAGGUGGGCGAGGCGGGGCAGGUGGGCGAGGCGGGGCAGGUGGGCGAGGCGGGGCAGGUGGGCGAGGCGGGGCAGGUGGGCGAGGCGGGGCAGGUGGACGAGGCGGGGCAGGUGGGCGAGGCGGGGCAGGUGGGCGAGGCGGGGCAGGUGGGCGAGGCGGGGCAGGUGGGCGAGGCGGGGCAGGUGGGCGAGGCGGGGCAGGUGGGCGAGGCGGGGCAGGUGGGCGAGGCGGGGCAGGUGGGCGAGGCGGGGCAGGUGGGCGAGGCGGGGCAGGUGGGCGAGGCGGGGCAGGUGGGCGAGGCGGGGCAGGUGGGCGAGGCGGGGCAGGUGGGCGAGGCAGGGCAGGUGGGCGAGGCGGGGCAGGUGGGCGAGGCGGGGCAGGUGGGCGAGGCGGGGCAGGUGGGCGAGGCGGGGCAGGUGGGCGAGGCGGGGCUUGCACCCACCCACUCCCAGCUGAGCAAGGGUGGAAAUGAGAAAGAGGGCCGGCCCACUGCCAGAGCGGGCGGGGCAGCAGUGCAGCAGGAGAGGGUGGAGGCGCUCAACACCGCCAGAGCGGGGGGAGCAGCCGUGCAGCAGGAGCGGGUGGCAGCGCUCAAGGCGCUGCGCCAGCUGCUCUCGGCCAAUCACAGCCCGCCACUUGGCGCUGCCGUGCGCUGUGGGGCUGUGCCUCUGCUGGCGGAGUGCCUGGCGUUUGGAGCCCCGGAGGCGCAGGUGAGGGGGUGGAACGGGGGGAGGGAAGCAGGUGUGGGGGAAAGCACAGGGGGGGGAAAGCACAGGGGGGGGAAAUGGGUUGGGGUGGGGAAUGGACUUUUGAGACGUCUCAAAAGAAGGGACAGGUGUGGUAGAAUGCCAUGCGCUGCUGGUGGGGCCGUCCCGCUGCUGGCGGGGCCGUCCAUAUGGUGGCGGGGUGCCUUGAGUUUUGAGUCGACUCAAAGCUCGACUUAUCAUGCGCAGGUGUGGAAGAAUGCCAUGCGCUGCGGGGCCGUCCCUCUGCUGGCGGGGUGCCUUGCUAAAGGAAGCAGCGUGGUGUGCGACCAACAUAGCAUUGGGGGAGGUGACUUGAGUGGACAUAGCAUUGGGGGAGGUGACCUGAGUGGACUUGAGUGGACUUUUGAUUCUCCCCAUCCAUCUCCCCCCACCUCCUCUCUCUCCCCUUCCCUUCCCCCGCUUCCCACCAGCUCCUGGAGGCGGUGUGCUCCUGGAGGCAGCGUGCUCCUGGAAGCAGCGUGGUGUGUGACCAACAUAGCAUCGGGCGAGGCAGAGGAGACUCGUGCUGUGCUGCCCUGUGCUGCUCUGCUCAUCGCCCACUGCACUGCUAACAGUGUUUUUCAACCUGCCCCCUGUUUCUUACAAAGUAUAUCCUGCCUCCCCAUCGCCAGCCAUAGCGGAGCAGUGUGCGUGGGCGGUGGGCAACAUAGCAACAGAGACGACCUUUGUCUCGAAUGGGCCUUUUGCAUUCUCUCUAUGCGUGCUCCUCUUCCUCAACUCUCUCUUCCUUUUGCAUUCUCUCUAUGCGUGCUCCUCCUCCUCCUCAACUCUCUCUUCCUUUUGCAUUCUCUCUAUGCGUGCUCCUCCUCCUCCUCAACUCUCUCUUCCUUUUGCAUUCUCUCUAUGCGUGCUCCUCCUCCUCCUCAACUCUCUCUUCCUUUUGCAUUCUCUCCGUUCGUGCUCCUCCUCCUCCUCAACUCUCUCUUCCUUUUGCAUUCUCUCCGUUCGUGCUCCUCCCUCCUCCUCAACUAUCUCUUCCUUUUGCAUUCUCUCCGUUCGUGCUCCUCCUCCUCCUCCUCAACUCUCUCUUCCUUUUGCAUUCUCUCCGUUCCUGCUCCUCCUCCUCCUCAACUCUCUCUUCCUUUUGCAUUCUCUCCGUUCGUGCUCCUCCUCCUCCUCAACUCUCUCUUCCUUUUGCAUUCUCUCCGUUCGUGCUCCUCCCUCCUCCUCCUCAACUCUCUCUUCCUUUUGCAUUCUCUCCAUUCGUGCUCCUCCUCCUCAACUCUCUCUUCCUUUUGCAUUCUCUCCGUUCGUGCUCCUCCCUCCUCCUCCUCAACUCUCUCUUCCUUUUGCAUUCUCUCCGUUCGUGCUCCUCCCUCCUCCUCCUCAACUCUCUCUUCCUUUUGCAUUCUCUCCGUUCGUGCUCCUCCUCCUCCUCAACUCUCUCUUCCUUUUGCAUUCUCUCCGUUCGUGCUCCUCCCUCCUCCUCCUCAACUCUCUCUUCCUUAUGCAUUCUCUCCAUUCGUGCUCCUCCUCCUCAACUCUCUCUUCCUUUUGCAUUCUCUCCGUUCGUGCUCCUCCCUCCUCCUCCUCAACUCUCUCUUCCUUUUGCAUUCUCUCCGUUCGUGCUCCUCCCUCCUCCUCCUCAACUCUCUCUUCCUUUUGCAUUCUCUCCGUUCGUGCUCCUCCUCCUCCUCAACUCUCUCUUCCUUUUGCAUUCUCUCCGUUCGUGCUCCUCCCUCCUCCUCCUCAACUCUCUCUUCCUUUUGCAUUCUCUCCAUUCGUGCUCCUCCUCCUCAACUCUCUCUUCCUUUUGCAUUCUCUCCGUUCGUGCUCCUCCCUCCUCCUCCUCAACUCUCUCUUCCUUUUGCAUUCUCUCCGUUCGUGCUCCUCCCUCCUCCUCCUCAACUCUCUCUUCCUUUUGCAUUCUCUCCGUUCGUGCUCCUCCUCCUCCUCAACUCUCUCUUCCUUUUGCAUUCUCUCCGUUCGUGCUCCUCCUCCUCCUCAACUCUCUCUUCCUUUUGCAUUCUCUCCAUUUGUGCUCCUCCUCCUCCUCAACUCUCUCUCUCUCCCUCACCCCCUUCAUCAAAUUCGCUCCCCACACCAACAGACUCCCCGUCACCCGCAAUAGCGGAGCAGUGUGUGUGGGCGGUGGGCAACAUAGCAGCGGAGGCAGACGACCUGCGAGCACAGCUGCUGGAUCAGGGCGCCCUGCCCGCCCUCACUCGCCUCCUGCUCGCUGCUGCCUCUGGGGGCAACACGGGGGCCCGCUGGUUAACGGCACAGGCGCCCUCUGCCAUGGCAUCACUGGCCAAGACAGUGGCAUGGGCGCUUUCCUCUCUUAUUAAGCUGCUGGAUCAAGGCGCCCUGCCCGCCCUCACCUGCCUCCUGCCCGCCCUCACCUGCCUCCUGCCCGCCCUCACCUGCCUCCUGCCCGCCCUCACCUGCCUCCUGCCCGCCCUCACCUGCCUCCUGCCCGCCCUCACCUGCCUCCUGCCCGCCCUCACCUGCCUCCUGCCCGCCCUCACCUGCCUCCUGCCCGCCCUCACCUGCCUCCUGCUCGCUGCUGCCUCUGGGAGCAACACAGAGGCCCGCUGGUCGACAGCACAGGCGCCCUCUGCCAUGGCAUCGCUGAGCAAGACAGUGGCAUGGGCGCUCUCCUCCCUCAUCAAGGUGGGCGGGCGUAUCUGUACCUCUCUCACAGCUGGGGGCAGCAGUGGGGGGCGCUGGUUGACAGCACAGGCGCCCUCUGCUAUGGCAUCACUGGCCAAGACGGUGGCAUGGGAUGGGCUCUCUCUUUGCUUAUUAUGCCCCCGUGCAGCCGUUGAUCUGGUGAAAUCGGACGGUGUUGAUGCAGCGAUUGUGACCCUUCUGUCCUCAGGGGUGUGGGAGCAUGGAGGGUGUGAGAGUGUGGAGGGUGUGAGAGUGUGGAGGGUGUGGGAGUGUGGAGGGUGUGGGAGUGUGGAGGGUGUGGGAGUGUGGAGGGUGUGGGAGUGUGGAGGGUGUGGGAGUGUGGAGGGUGUGGGAGUGUGGAGGGUGUGGGAGUGUGGAGGGUGUGGGAGUGUGGAGGGUAUGGGAGUGUGGAGGGUGUGGGAGUGUGGAGGGUGUGGGAGUGUGGAGGGUGUGGGAGUGUGGAGGGUGUGGGAGUGUGGAGGGUGUGGGAGUGUGGAGGGUGUGGGAGUGUGGUGGGUGCACCCCUGUCCCCUUGUGCCCCUGUGCCCCGUUCCCCGUUGCUCCAUCGUUCCAUUUCUCUCCUAUCUCAAAACACGCCUUGAGUGUUCUUUUCCCCUGCCUCCAUCCUCCCUCAUAUCGAUAUUCACCUCUUCUAUUCCGCAUGCAUCCUUCAUUUUCCUUACAUCUGAGCCUUUUGAUGCAUCUCAAAAGUUCACCUCUUCUUUUCCGCAUUCAUCCUUCAUUCUCCUUACAUCCGAGCCUUCUCUGCAAGAGGCGGUGGCGGUGGAGGGAGCGUGGGUGGCGGGCGGCAUGUGUGACAGCGCCGCUCUCCUUAUGGCUUUCCCCAAUCUAACAGCAUUGUUUCCUUUUUCAUCCCCCUGCAACGCAGAGGCAGCAGUGGAGGCGGCAUGGGUGGCGGCGUACGUGACAGCACUAAAUGCAGAGGCAGCAGUGGAGGCGGCAUGGGUGGCGGCGUACGUGACAGCGCUGUCAGACGCAAGCACAGAGAGGCUCGUGGCUGCUGGGCUCAUAGAGGCCCUCGUGCCCCUGCUCUCCUCCACCACUGACGUCGCUCUCCUCACUCCUGUACGUUCCCUCGCUCCCUUCCCGGCCAUAAGGCACGCUUUCCUCAUCUGCUCGCUGCUGCCGGGCUCAUAA
Closterium sp. NIES-65 is the source of this 5439-nucleotide messenger RNA. NCBI's taxonomy places the organism in Eukaryota, Viridiplantae, Streptophyta, Zygnematophyceae, Desmidiales, Closteriaceae. The record is from the annotation of a GenBank genome assembly.